UGUGUUUGAGUUUACGCAAGGUCGGGUACGAAUAUUUUUAAAUCUCUUUGUUGUAAUUUUGGCAGUUAUUGAAAUAAAUGAAAUAGCGAAAAUGGAGAGCGGAAAGGGUUCGGAUGAAGUAGGUAAUGGAUUUAAUAACAUCGAGGAAAUCGAAGAUACUUUUCAAGAUGCUGAAGACGGACAAUGCCUAGGGCUCUCUAAAAACGGAAAAGCUGAUGAAAGAGACGCACGCGGAAGGCCUGGAUACCCCUCCGGGGAGGUCGUAGCUAAAAUGCCAGUUGCGAAAUAUGCCUCACAUUAUAACAUGGGACAUAAAAAAAGGGGUUUAGCUCUUAUAUUCAAUCAUGAAAAAUUCGAAUGUGGAAAUUUGAAGCCUAGAGCUGGAACCAACGAAGACUGCAAAAAUCUAAAAGAGUGCCUUAUUAAUUUAGGAUUCGAUGUGCAUGUUUUCGUCGAUUUGAAUUAUUUCGAUAUCGAAGAUCACAUAAAAAGAACUGCCCAAGCUAAUCACUCCCAACAUGACUGCCUCUUAAUAUCCAUAUUAUCCCACGGAGAAUGUGGAAUAAUUUACGCAAAAGACACCCCUUACAAACCCGAUUAUUUGUGGUCACAUUUUACAGCAGACAGGUGUCCAUCUUUGGCAGGAAAACCUAAAGUAUUCUUUUUGCAAGCCUGUCAAGGUGAUAAGCUCGAUGGGGGAGUUACUUUAAGUAAUACUGAAACUGAUGGAGAGCUCCAUAAUACUUAUAAAAUUCCUUCACAGGCUGAUUUCCUUAUUGUUUAUUCUACAGUUAAAGGUUAUUACUCAUGGCGAAAUACCACCAAAGGCUCCUGGUUCAUCCAAUCGCUGGUCGAGGAACUGAAGAGCAGAGCCUUCGAACUGGACCUCAUGACCAUCCUAACAUUCGUCUCUCAACGUGUAGCUUUGAAUUUCGAAAGCAACGUGCCCGACAACGCAUCGAUGCAUCGACAGAAGCAAAUUCCGUGCAUCAUGAGCAUGCUCACCAGGUUGAUACAGUUCAAGCCGAAAAGUGUUGGUGGGUAAGAUUUUUGUUCCUCUUAAAAAAAAGGAUUCAGAGAGUGUAGAGUGUUGUUUUUUGUUUAGCUAUACGAGGCAGUCAAAUGUUUAGUUGUCAACUAACU
Messenger RNA from Psylliodes chrysocephalus, 1143 nucleotides. Lineage: Eukaryota; Metazoa; Arthropoda; Insecta; Coleoptera; Chrysomelidae. The record is from the annotation of a GenBank genome assembly.